AUAAUCAUUGUAUCAAUUGUUUUUAUUUUACUUGCACGAUUUUUGCAUAAAAUUUAUUAACACAAAUUAAACUAAUAAUUAGAAAAGUUUAAAAAUUCGAAGAUGAUUGUAACUUAUAUUUUUUAUUGUUUAUUCAUAUUUAGUAACAUUAAAAAUGGAUAUUCGGAUGAUUCUAUUAUCGAUAACAUGAAUCACUUGUUCAAGCAAAAGUUUUGGAAAACAAAUUUAUUAGCGUAUGAUUUUAUUGUAAAGGAUAAGCAUGGAAAUUUAUUUAUUAUUGAUGCUGAAUCAGGAGAACAAUAUGUAACCGAAAAUAACGUUAAUGAAAAAAUACGAUCAGCUUAUAUGGUAGUACAUUAUUAUUAUUGUAAUAUGACUCGUGAUAUCGUUUAUAUGUUUAAAGAUAUGAUAAAAACCAAUGUUUCAUUGACUAUAAUUAAAAUGUGUCUAGAUAAAUUAAAGACGGUUUUUUUAAAAUUGAAAAGUUCACUAGAAUUGUUUUCCAGUCAUUAUACAGGUGAUGAUCUUCCAAUUCUUAUUCAAAAUUCUAUAGACGAUUUGGAAAAUAAUACGGAAAUUGCUUACAAGAAAUCUUUAGAAUCUACAAAUAUAGAUGAAGAGAAACAGAGUGAAAUUAGAAAUAAUUUUUUUCAAAAUGUCAAGAAAAUACACAAAUCUCUCGUUCAGUUAGAACAUGAUUGUCCAAAUAAUAAUUUGAAAUACAAUGAUCAAGAUGAGGUUCAAAAAUUGACAGAUUUUUUUGUUCAAUAUUUGAAGUCAAAUAAUUUAACUAUGUUUGAUUUUGAAGCUCAUUGGUUUCACUUUGCUUUGUCAGAAUAUGAUAUAAAUAAAUUUUAUGACAAUAUGGGUUUUAAAUACAACGAAACAAAUAAUACAAGUAGUAUUAUUAAAACACAAGUAGAACCACUAGAUUUAAGUAAAACUGAUUUCAAAAAACUCAAUCUAUAACUCGUGU
This is a messenger RNA of Daktulosphaira vitifoliae (grape phylloxera), 976 nucleotides long. RefSeq lists its product as uncharacterized. The coding region runs from base 103 to 969 and encodes 288 amino acids. The record is from RefSeq and is a predicted model, not a curated record. The transcript is spliced from 2 exons. Lineage: Eukaryota; Metazoa; Arthropoda; Insecta; Hemiptera; Phylloxeridae.